Molecule: messenger RNA, 739 nt
Organism: Aphanomyces astaci
Lineage: Eukaryota; Oomycota; Saprolegniomycetes; Saprolegniales; Verrucalvaceae
Exons: 1
Coding region: 51-611 (186 amino acids)
Biological process (GO): protein folding
Cellular component (GO): endoplasmic reticulum
Molecular function (GO): protein disulfide isomerase activity
Source: RefSeq, a predicted model, not a curated record
GUUGCUUCGCUCGAUCGCGUCCUCACAGCGAAGAGAGGCCUGAUUGAUGAAUGCACUUCCCAAUAUUCUCCAUAGUAUCAACGAUGCGAACUGGUUUAUGGGUACUUGUUGUCAUGGUGGCCACAGUGGCAGCCGAUGUCAAAACCCUCACGGCGGCCACCUUUGAAACCACCACACAAGCCACGACUGGGUCCAACGGCGACUGGUUUGUAGCGUUCUACGCACCGUCGUGUCCGUACUUCAGAGAAUUGGCCCCCCAGUUCGAGCAAUUGUCCAAGCAAGUGAAGGGCAAAGUGAACUUGGGAUGGGUCGACGGCACAUUGCACUCGUCGUUGAAGGACCGAUUCCGCGUCACCCGAUCGCCUACGAUGCUAUUGUUUCACCAUGGCCGCAUGUACAGCUACAAGAACGCACGCACGGUCGAGGACAUGGAGGCAUUCAUCACAACUGGCUUUGAGAUGCGUGACAGAGAGAUGCCCCAGUUCAAAUUCUACGAAUCCGUCCCCCCUGCCAACAACACAUCGUUCGUUCCGGAGGCACCGAUUGUGGCGAAGAGUGCGACAAUCGUCAGCAUAUCAUCCAUUGCGACUUCGUCUAAAGAAGAACUGUAAUAUCGUGUUUUCCUUUUACUCAUGCAAUCGUAAACUACAGUGAACCACGUAGGAACUGGUGCAGUAUUGCACUCAUGUAUCCUAUGUAUUUGAUGUAACCAUUGGGUGUCCAAUUGAUGGCGCAAGAU